Messenger RNA from Acaulospora morrowiae, 399 nucleotides. NCBI's taxonomy places the organism in Eukaryota, Fungi, Glomeromycota, Glomeromycetes, Diversisporales, Acaulosporaceae. The record is from the annotation of a GenBank genome assembly.
AUGGCAUUACUUUCGGAUAACAAUUAUUAUUGGAAAAAGUUAAUAUUUGCUUCAAAUUUAAUCUACAUUUCCAGAAUUUUAAAUUAUUUAAAAGAUGCUUAUUUUUACUACGUUAACAUGGAGGAACAAGGUUACAAAUCUUUGAUAGUGGUUUUUAUUUACGGAAUUUGUGGUGAUUAUUAUUGGGGAGAUCUUGUUGGAGAGUCCCAAUUUCGAAGAUUUUAUAUAAUUAUUAAAUAUGGUGGCAUACGCGGUGGAAACAACACAAAUCAUGAAAAAUCUAAACUUAUGUUAAAACAUAAUGAUCGUGUAGGAAAAAUACUCAAAGUUAAAGACAUAGAAUUCGACAUUGAAUUUGAUGACCAACUGGGAAAGAAAGUUUAUGAGGACAUUCUCUGA